UGCCGGCGUGUGAGGAGCGGCGCGGAGCCAUCGCGACCAUGCUGCGGCGCCAGGCCCGGGAGCGCCGGGAGUACCUGCAGCGCCGGGCCAGGGAGCAGCAGCAGCAGCGGCAGCGGGAGCGCAGGGAGAGCCUGCGGCGGGCGCUCGACGGUACCGGGGCACGGGGAGGGGGAACAGAGGGGCUGGGAGGGGGGCAAAGGGACCGGGGAGAAUUUGGGGGGCUUACAGGGGGCUGGGGGGGAGUUAAGAAGAGAUCCCGGGUGUGUGAAAAGGGGGCUGGGGGCGGCAGAGGAGAUUUGGAGGAGGAGCUGUGCCUGCUGCUGCCGGGGGCUCGCCGCAUGAACCGGGGCCGUGCCGAGCUGGGCGCUCUGGUGGGCGCGUGCCGGGCCGCGGGGGUCACCGACCUGCUGGUGCUGCACGAGACCCGCGGGCGGCCCGACGGGCUGACCGUGUCCCACCUGCCCCACGGCCCCACUGCCCACUUCACCCUGAGCGGGGCCGUGCUGCGCCAGGAGGUUGGGGGGCUCGGGGGGGCCCCGCUGGCCGCCCCCCACCUGCUGCUGCUGCGCCUGGAUUCCACCCUGGGAAAAAGGGUCGGGACCAUCCUGAAGCACCUGUUCCCUGUUCCCCGUCCCGACAGCCGCCGCGUGGUGACCUUCGCCAACGAGGAUGAUGUCAUUUUAGUGCGGAACCACGUGUACCGGCGCCGGGGACGGACGGUGGAGCUGGAGGAGGUGGGACCCCGCUUCCAGCUGAGGCCCUACCUGAUCCGCCUGGGCACCCUGGAGCAGGGGGACGCGGCCGACGUGGAGUGGCGCUGGCACCCGUACACGGCCACGGCCCCCAAGCGCCGCCUGCUCAGCGCCACCUGAGCCCCCCAGCACCCCCCGACCACCGGGAGAGCCCCCCAGGUGGGGCCCACCUGCACACCUGAGACCACCUUGGCAGCUGGGACCCCUCUGGACUCCCCCAGGAACAGCCGGGUCUCUCACAAUCACUUUUUAUUUGUUAUAAUAAAUGAUUUUUUUUCUAUA
This is a messenger RNA of Lonchura striata (white-rumped munia), 1034 nucleotides long. The record is from RefSeq and is a predicted model, not a curated record. NCBI's taxonomy places the organism in Eukaryota, Metazoa, Chordata, Aves, Passeriformes, Estrildidae.